This is a messenger RNA of Blepharisma stoltei, 1533 nucleotides long. The record is from the annotation of a GenBank genome assembly. NCBI's taxonomy places the organism in Eukaryota, Ciliophora, Heterotrichea, Heterotrichida, Blepharismidae.
AUGAUAAAGACUGAUGAAUUGCCUCAGAAGCGAGAAGCAGACUCAGAAAUUCCUGCAGCAUUGAAAAAGAAAAAAACAAAAGACUCAAAACUCGUGUCAAAAUUUACAUUAAAACCACAGCACACAAGUCCAUGCUUGUCUGAUAUUCAUAAUCUCUUACUUUGGAUAUUAUCAGAAACGAGAGGAACAAUGCCAAAGUGAGUAUUUGUGCAAGUAAUAUCUUUGUAGAAUAAGAAUUUAAUCAACCAAGUUGUUUUGCUAUUCUUGCCUGGACUUGAUCUUUGUGUAUUAAAUGAGCAUUCAGACCAUGCUCCUUUUCUAUCAGCAUUGACUAAAAGGCAUGAUAUUUCGACUGUUCUUAGACAUGGGAAACGGCAAAUAAAUGGAAAAUAUAUUCAUACGGUGAUAGUCAACCAAAAAUCAAUUAAAUGCAAAGUGGAUCAUGGACUUGAAAAAAUUGGGAUAGAAGGCUAUUUGAUGACUGAAAAUCAGUUAUUGGCAAAUAAUUAUGAAAUACAAGAAUAUGAGGGAUGGGUCACAACUGGGUGCAAUAAAAAUGCUGUGCCAAUUAUCGCUUUGGAUUGCGAAAUGGUAAGGACUCAGCAAGGUUUGGAGCUUGCAAGGGUAUCAAUUGUGGAUGCUGACUCAAAAAUUAUUUACGAUAAAUAUGUGAAACCGAGCAGUCAAAUUUUAGAUUAUUUGACUCCUUUUUCUGGAAUAACUCCAGAAAUUUUAGAAAAUAUUAACAUUACUCUUCCACAGGUCCAGCAAGAAAUAUUGGGUAUUGUUUCGUCAGACACAAUAAUAUGUGGGCAUUCGUUAGAAAAUGAUUUAAGAGUCUUAAAGCUUAUACAUUAUAAAAUCAUUGACACUUCAGUCAUAUAUCCUCAUCCUACGCUUGGUUUUAAAUAUAGCUUGAAAAGUUUGGCAGCCAAAUAUUUGAGAAAAAAUAUACAAAACGGUUCUCAUGACAGCGGAGAAGAUGCAGCCGCGGCUCUAGAGCUUGUUACAAUGAAAUUAUGCCAUGGGCCAUCUUUUGGAAUUCCUGAUAUAAAAUAUAUAGAUUCAAAUUUAUUUGAAGACAUUGCUUAUGAAGGUAAAAAAUCAGUUAUGGUCGGGAUUAUAGGGAAAAAUGAAUUAAUUGCUGGAAAUCUAUCAGUUGAUUAUUCUGGAAAAAUUGAUAAAUAUUUCUCGAAAAAUUAUGCACUAAUUGUAUCGGAGUGAAGAGAAAUUAUUGAAAAUAAAUCUUUUCAGCAUAGGGAAAGAGAUAUUCCAAGGAUUAUUAGCGAAUGAGACACAAAAUUGAAAGAACUUGUUAAAACGGCACCACCCAAUACUGCAUUUAUGAUUAUGUCAGGCGAAGGAGAUGUACAUUUGGCCGCCGAGUAAUGGGUAUUUAGAAAUGAUGAGCAAAGGUCAAAACAUCAAGAAACCUGGACAUCAGAGCAGGAAAUCGAAUGAAACAAGCUCCAAUUCAAUCUCAAUAAAACUUUUGGAAUCUUGUUUUGCCCUAAUCAAGUGAAAUUAGAAUAG